This is a messenger RNA of Haemonchus placei, 867 nucleotides long. The record is from the annotation of a GenBank genome assembly. NCBI's taxonomy places the organism in Eukaryota, Metazoa, Nematoda, Chromadorea, Rhabditida, Trichostrongylidae.
AUGCAAAACGAACUGUUGGACCCACCUUUAUCACAAGGUGUUAUGCAACAUGUCACCCUGCCACCACAACCGAUGUCAGGACCUUUAUCACAACCCCCAACUUCUUCUAUUGCUGAGUCCGAGCAAACGGAUCCGAAUCGAGCUAGGAAGGUGGCAGAAGUUUUUCUUACUGCUGGACAUGCUUUUCAAAAACUAGGCGAUUUGGCGAUGCAACUCCACAUGGGUCCAUCGUCUGUGCCUAACGAGGAGAGAUGGAGCGAAAAUAAUGUGGAUCAUCUAAGGGAAGCGCUAACUCGUUUCGCUCACGAACUUGACCAAAUUAGCAAUAAUGUGCAAGCACGAACAACGAAAAUGAUCAGUACGGAUAUAAGGCGAAGGCAUAUGGCUCCUCAACGGCCGGUGGCAUCGGCUAUUUCGACUUUGAAACGUCAACCUACCAGACUUGGUCCUGUGAUUGUUCCCAAACGUCUGAAUGUUACCAGGAGUGCCACAAGGCCACAGUACGUUCAGCCCGGACGGCUAGCGACAGCCCCUCCCGCAAUUUCGCAAGUUAUUGUCCCCACUACGAAAACCUAUCCAAUGACGCGGACGACUUCAUCGACAUUUGCUGGUCAGCGGCAUGCGUACCUUUUCUUUGUCGUGGGGAGGAGAUGUCGGAAACUUGAGUGCCGUACGAUGAACCUUUUUUACUCGGGAUUUUGUAUUCGACUUUCUCUGGACAUUGAUGUGGAUGGAUUACUCUGUCGAGUUCUGAUGGGACCAAUGCAUUUUCGUCUACGCUCGACAUGCAUACGUCCUGGUCCCGUCACCGAUAUUGCAUCUGUUCAAACCUAUUUCUUGGAGAAUUCGAUUUCUUCUUGGUGCUAA